CCCGUGUCGAUUCCUUUCUCCCUCCCCAAAACCCCCGAGCGCCUCCUCUUGCUAACCAUAAUACCUUGUAGAAUUCUUGCUCUUCUUGGUUCGAAUCCAUGGAAGCCCUGUCGAGUUUGAUUGUUCCUCCAAGGCUCGCCGAGAUCUCUCCUUCCCACCAGCCUCCGAUCCCUUCCCUGCUCAAAGCUCCUUCCUUUGGACGUGGUGGGUUCUUGAAAACCCGUGAGAAUUUCGAUUCCUUUAGGCUUUCGUCAUCGUCGGAAUCGAGCACCUGGAGAAGUUGGAGCAGGUUCAGAGCUCUCGCCCAUGACGUCUCCGGCAGCGGCGGGGCAGAGGAGGGGGCGCUUGGCAACGGGCCUGGCUUCAUUGCCGACGAAGGUUUGCCUCCGGAAAAGCUCAUUGAGGUGAAGGAGAAGUUAAAGCAAGCAAACACUGUGACUUGUAAUAAAUCAGGACUCAUUUUUUCCUCAAAUCAGAUGAAGAGUAAUCUGAGUCACAAUAAUAGCCAUGAAGCUGGCAUCGUUGACAAAUCAGAGAUGGCAUCACCUGUCGCUUGUGGAAGUGGAACAAGUGGAUCUAGAGCUGGGCUUUUUAGAACACCUAUUUCUGGUGGUGUGCAAAGUGCAACCUCUGCCCAUGAUUUACCUCCACCAGCCUUGGCUGUUCGUAAUCUGAUGGAGCAGGCUAGAUUUGCUCAUUUGUGCACUGUAAUGUCUCGGAUGCAUCAUCGUCGUGCAGGAUAUCCUUUUGGUUCUCUAGUUGACUUUGCAACAGAUUCAAUGGGCCAUCCAAUCUUUUCACUGUCACCAUUGGCCAUACACACACGGAAUCUGUUGGCAGAUCCAAGAUGCACUCUUGUUGUACAGAUACCUGGAUGGAGUGGUUUAUCAAAUGCACGUGUGACAAUAUUUGGUGAUGUUAUCCCUCUUCCAACUGACCAGCAGGAGUGGGCUCGCAAGCAAUAUAUUGCAAAACACCAACAAUGGGCAUCCCAGCAAUGGGGAAACUUUUACUAUUAUAGGAUGCAGAACAUAAGUGAUAUAUACUUCAUUGGAGGCUUUGGUACUGUUCAAUGGGUAGAUGUCAAGGAAUAUGAGGCCAUUCAACCCGACAAGAUUGCUGCUGAUGGUGGUGAACAAAAUCUUAAGGAACUGAAUGCAAUCUUCUCAAAACCACUUAAGAAACUUUUAUCUACAGAAGUAGAGAUAGAUGAUGCAGCUCUCAUAUCCAUAGACAGCAAAGGGACUGAUAUACGUGUUCGCCAAGGCGCACAGUUCAACAUUCAGAGGCUAUCAUUCGAAGUGGAGCAUGGAGUGGAGACUUUGGAGGAAGCUAAGAAAGCACUUCAAAAGAUAAUCAAGGGGGAUUGUAGGUCAACGUGACAUAACAUGAGAAGGUCCUUGGUUAGAAGAAUGAAAGUGGAUCGAAUAUACUCGCAGCGAUCACAAAGAACGUCCUGUCUCCAAGCUCAUAUUUGAGCAACGAAAGUGUAUAAAGUUUUGUUGAUUUAAAUAAGAUUGGGUUAACAACGAUGAGUUCAUACUUGAGUAUUUCCGUGGAUGUAGCAUGAGAUUAAUUGUAUUGAUGGGUGCAUUGAUGAA
Molecule: messenger RNA, 1601 nt
Organism: Elaeis guineensis (African oil palm)
Lineage: Eukaryota; Viridiplantae; Streptophyta; Magnoliopsida; Arecales; Arecaceae
Source: RefSeq, a predicted model, not a curated record